AUGGGGAUGAAUUUUGGACUCAUUGCGGGGAUGGGGAUGAAUUUUAGACCCGUUGCAGGGAUAAAGAUGGAAAAGCCAAAAUCCGCCCCUCCCCACCCCGUUGACAUCCUUGCGUUACAAGCUCAAUCCCAAUUUCCAUAUUUUCGAAGAGGACAUAUACCUGGAACUCAAAUACCUAGAUUUGAACGUCAUCCACAGGGAAGACAAUAUCAUCGUCUUCAACUCGGACUUGGUGCUACUGGAGCCGAAUCUAUUGCAUUUGAUUGUGAAGGCGAUGGUCCGUAUGUUGGAGUUUCGGAUGGUAGAAUACUCAAGUGGCAAGGUCAUUCCGUUGGAUGGACUGUUUUUGCAAUAACCAAUCCUAAGAGAUCAAAUACAUGUAAUGGAUUAAACGACUCCCCUGCCGAACAAAAUUGCGGUAGACCUUUGGGAUUGAAGUUCAACACAGCUACAUGUGAACUAUACAUAACUGAUUCUAGUGUUGGAUUAGUUAAGCUGGAUCGAAAGGGUGGUGUUGCUACCCCUAUUGCAACCAGUGCUGAAGGAGUUACAUUUCGGUUUCUAAAUACUUUGGAUAUCGACUCCGAGACCGGUCAUGUGUAUUUUACCGAUUCAAGUUUUCGUUAUCAUCGAUGGGAAUUUCGGUCGAUUAAUAGAAGUGAUCGAAGUGGAAGAUUGCUAAGAUAUGAUCCCAAGACCAAACGCGUAACUGUUCUACUACGAGGUCUUUCUUUCGCAAAUGGGGUUGCAUUGAGCAAGAACAAAGACUUUAUUCUUGUUACAGAAACAACAACAUAUCAAGUGCAAAAGUAUUGGCUUACCGGUCUUAAAGCUGGAACCGCCGAGCUAUUUAUCCAGCUUUCAGGACGACCAGAUAACAUCAACAGGAACACAAAUGGUGAUUUUUGGAUUUCUCAGAACCCAACUAAACCAAUCAAAGUUAACGAGUCCGGAACGAUCCUAGAAAGUUUAGAUACAGACAUCAUAGUUGAUGCUAGCGACGUAACUGAGUUUCACAACAACUUGUGGAUAGGUUCAGUUAUUCAGAAUUACAUUAUAUACACUAGCUAA
This is a messenger RNA of Chenopodium quinoa (quinoa), 1071 nucleotides long. Its product is annotated as protein STRICTOSIDINE SYNTHASE-LIKE 10-like. Gene Ontology annotation, biological process: biosynthetic process. Lineage: Eukaryota; Viridiplantae; Streptophyta; Magnoliopsida; Caryophyllales; Amaranthaceae. The transcript is spliced from 4 exons. The record is from RefSeq and is a predicted model, not a curated record. Gene Ontology annotation, molecular function: strictosidine synthase activity. Bases 1 to 1071 code for a protein of 356 amino acids.